AGGGAAGGAAGUAAUAAACCAGGCGCGAUCGCCCCGGCGGUGCUGCCUCCCCCUCGGCGGCGGAGGGAAACGGGGUGUUUGUCCCGGGACGGCACGGCGGAGUGUCCGGUUGUGCUACCGGAGGUGGGGAGCUGGGCUCCGCGCCGUGCCGCGGGGCUCCCCCGUCCCGUCCGGGGAGGGCGGUGCCGAGCUCCGCUCCGCGCCCGCCGCCUCCACCUCGCCCCACCUCGUCGCCGUGCCCGCCCGCCCGCCGGGGAGCGGUGCCGCCUGUCCGCAGCGCCCAGCCGCGGGGGCGAGGGGAGAAGAGGGGAGCAGCGUCGCCCUGCUCCGCCGGAGUUUGCCCGAGAGUUCUCCAUGGGGCGCGGCCCCGCCUGAGCACCUGCCGGCAGCCACCGGCUCCCUUCAGCCCUCGACGCCGCUAUGGAGAGCCCCGCGGGCGGCAGCGCGGCAGCGGAGCCGGCGCACCCCUGCGCGGAGCCGGAGCCGGGGGCCGCCGGCCGGGCUGAGGCGGCGGCGGGCGGUGGGGAGGCGGCGGCGGAGGUCGGGGCGGCAGCCCCGCGGCGGCGCUGCCUGCGGGCCGUGUACGUGCUGAACGACCCGCCCAAGGGGGGAGCCGGGGCGCGGAGCCCCGAGGCCGGGGCGCGGCAAUGCCUGCUGCGGGCCUGUGAGGCCGAGGGAGCCCAGCUCGGCACGGUCAACUUCGGGGAGCUGGACUUCGGGGAGACGGCGGUGCUGGACGCCUUCUACGACGCGGAUGUUGCAGUUGUGGACAUGAGUGAUAUUUCCAAGCAACCAUCACUGUUCUACCACCUUGGCGUGCGUGAAAGCUUUGACAUGGCUAAUAAUGUUAUACUCUACCAUGACAUUGAUCCUGACACUGCUCAGUCUCUCAAAGAUAUGGUAUCUCAGAAAAACACAGCUUCCAGUGGCAAUUAUUAUUUUAUUCCAUACAUCGUCACACCUUGUGCUGACUACUUUUACUGUGAAAGUGAUGCCCAACGAAGAGCUUCUGAGUAUAUGCAACCCAGCUGGGACAGUAUCCUGGGGCCACUUUGUGUCCCACUGGUAGACAAGUUUGUGAGCCUUCUCAAGGAUGUUCACGUUACAUCAUGUGCUUAUUAUAAAGAAACACUGCUAAAUGAUAUUAGAAAAGCUAGAGAGAAGUAUCAAGGAGAUGAGCUGGCAAAGGAGCUGGCCAGGAUUAAGCUUCGUAUGGAUAAUACUGAAGUGCUGACUCCUGACAUUGUCAUAAACCUGCUUCUUUCUUACAGAGAUAUUCAGGACUAUGAUGCUAUGGUGAAGCUUGUAGAAACACUAGAAAUGCUUCCUACCUGUGAUCUGGCUGAUCAACACAACAUUAAAUUUCAUUAUGCUUUUGCAUUGAAUCGAAGAAAUAAUGCAGGUGACAGAGAGAAGGCACUACAAGUUAUGCUUCAAGUCCUGCAGACGUGUGAUCACCCUGCUCCAGAUAUGUUUUGCUUAUGUGGGAGAAUCUACAAGGAUAUGUUUCUUGAUUCUGACUGUAAAGAUACCAGUAGUCGAGAUCAUGCCAUUGAAUGGUAUCGCAAAGGAUUUGAACUCCAGUCAACUCUGUAUUCUGGAAUUAACCUUGCAGUUUUGCUACUUGUUGCAGGACAACAGUUUGAAAGCUCAAUGGAACUGAGAAAAAUAGGUGUACAGUUAAACAGUUUAUUGGGAAGAAAAGGAAGCCUAGAAAAAAUGAACAAUUACUGGGAUGUGGGACAGUUCUUCAGUGUGAGCAUGCUGGCUAAUGAUGUUGGUAAAGCAGUACAAGCAGCAGAGAAACUUUUUAAGCUGAAACCUCCAGUGUGGUACUUGAAAUCAUUAGUUCAGAAUCUGAUGUUAAUUCAGCAUUUCAAGAAACUCACCAUAGAACAUUCUCCUAGACAAGAAAGAUUGACUUUCUGGCUAGAUAUAAUUUUUGAGGCAACGAAAGAAACAACUAAUGGACUGAGAUUUCCAGUUUUGGUGAUAGAACCAACUAAAGUCUACCAGCCUGCAUAUGUUUCAAUCAACAAUGAAGCAGAUGAGGGAUCUCUCUCUUUGUGGCAUGUCUCUCCUGUUGAAAUGAAACAGAUUCACGAAUGGAAUUUUACAGCUUCUUCCAUUAGGGGAAUAAGCAUUUCCAAGUUUGAUGAACGAUGUUGUUUUCUUUAUGUCCACGACAACUCUGAUGACUUUCAAAUCUACUUUUCUACAGAAAACCAAUGUAGUAGAUUCUGUGGGUUGGUGAAAGAAAUUUUGUCUGAUGCAGUUGGCAGUACUUUGGAACUAGAAGGAGAAAUAGAUGGAGACACAUUGGAGUAUGAAUAUGACUAUGAUGAGAAUGGUGACAGGGUAGUUCUAGGGAAAGGUACUUACGGAAUAGUUUAUGCUGGAAGAGACCUCAGCAAUCAGGUCCGAAUAGCCAUCAAAGAAAUACCUGAGAGAGACAGCAGAUAUUCUCAACCUCUUCAUGAAGAGAUAGCGCUGCAUAAAUAUUUAAAGCAUCGGAACAUUGUCCAGUACCUUGGAUCUGUUUCAGAAGAUGGAUACAUUAAGAUUUUUAUGGAGCAGGUGCCAGGAGGCAGCCUAUCAGCUCUCCUAAGAUCAAAGUGGGGCCCAGUGAAAGAACCUACAAUUAAAUUUUACACCAAGCAGAUUCUGGAAGGCCUUAAGUAUCUCCAUGAGAACCAAAUUGUACACAGAGAUAUAAAGGGGGAUAACGUUUUGGUGAACACCUAUAGUGGUGUGGUAAAGAUAUCUGAUUUUGGUACUUCCAAACGGCUGGCAGGAAUCAAUCCGUGCACUGAAACAUUUACAGGAACUUUGCAGUACAUGGCUCCAGAAAUCAUUGACAAAGGACCACGAGGAUACGGUGCGCCAGCUGAUAUCUGGUCACUAGGUUGUACCAUUAUUGAAAUGGCAACAGGCAAACCUCCAUUUCAUGAACUAGGGGAGCCUCAAGCAGCAAUGUUUAAAGUUGGGAUGUUUAAGAUUCAUCCUGAAAUUCCAGAAUCACUGUCUGCUGAAACAAGGGCCUUUAUUUUGCUCUGUUUUGAACCUGAUCCUAGUAAACGUGUUACAGCAUCUGAUUUGCUCAGAGAUUCCUUCAUGAAACAAGUAAACAAGGGCAAGAAAAGCAGAAUUGCGUUCAAGCCUUCAGAUUACAAUCGUAACAUGUCCCUCCCGCUGCCGAUCCACGGAGAACAGGCUGGCAGUAGCAGCAGUGAGCACGGCUCUGUCUCACCAGACUCUGAUGUACAGCAUGACAUGUUUUUUGAAAGGCCAAAGAGAUCCAUUUCAGAGAUUCAGACAAAGCAUCCCAUUUCCCAUUUACUAAGCGUGCCUGACGAGGGCUCAGCAGAGGACAGGAGCACCUCUCCUUCCAUUGAGGAUAAGGAUUCUGGUCUGUUUCUGCUGCGGAAGGACAGUGAACGCCGAGCGAUCCUAUAUAAAAUCCUUAAGGAAGAACAGAAUAAAGUUGCUUCCAACUUGCAGGAGUGUAUUGCACAGAGCUCUGAAGAACCGCAGCUUUCGGUGGCCCACAUCAAGCAAAUUAUUGGGAUUUUAAGGGACUUCAUACACUCUCCUGAGCAGAGAGUGAUGGCUUCUACCAUAUCCAAACUGAAAAUGGAUUUGGACUUUGACAGCACUUCCAUCAAUCAGAUUCAUCUGGUGCUGUUUGGAUUUCAGGAUGCGGUGAACAAAGUAUUAAGAAAUCAUUUAAUAAGGCCCCAUUGGAUGUUUGCAAUGGAUAACAUAAUUCGCCGUGCAGUCCAAGCAGCAGUCACUAUUCUUAUUCCAGAGCUUCGAGCUCACUUUGAGCCAGCAUCAGAAACUGGGGACAAGGACGGCGAUGACGUGGAGGAGAGUUACCAGCCCACUGAACAAAACGGGGCUGAGGAUCCCGCCAUCACAUCAGGAGUCAGCACCCUUAGUUCUGUGGUGUCACAUGAGGCUCAGCAGCAUCUUAGCCUGGAGCUGGGCAGACUUAAACAAGAGACCUUAAGGCUUUUGGAAAACCUAGUUCAGAAGGAGAAGGAGUAUCAGACCCUCUUACGACAAUCUUUGGAGCAAAAAACUCAGGAGUUACGUUUGCUUCGCUUAAAACUUAAACCCGAAGACUCCCAAUGGUCUGCAGCAACUUCUAGAGAGAAUGCAGACCCUGAGCUCAUGAACUGGCUUAAACAUCAAGGAGCAGACAUGGAUGCAAUUAAGAGGUUUGCUGAAGAAGAUUAUACACUAAGUGCUGUCCUUAAUGAUAUCACUAAGGAUGAUCUGCGGUACCUUCAACUGCGGGGUGGUCUUCUCUGCAGACUUUGGAACGCAAUAUUAAACCACCGACAGACAUCUGGUAAGACCUCGGUGCAGAAGAUUAAAGCUUCUGAAGGAGACCAUGCAAUCGGAAUAAGCAAAUGAAAGAUACAUUCCUAACACUUAAAUUAUUAGGUGUAUAUAUGUACAUAGAGCAGCCCUGCAGGUUUUGCACAGUUAUGCAGCUUGUUUGACCAUCAGCAUAACGCACAGUGAAUAGUAACAGCUUUUAAGUCGGUGUCAAUGCACUUUAAUUUAUGAACGAGUAACACAAGUCAAACACCCAUCAAUGUAGUAUAAAGUAUUAGCUGGGGAAAAAAGAAACCCUCUUCUGCAAACAGGCACCACCCACCUAGAUUGGCUUUAGCACUGUGAAAAUGGUGAACUUAAAACGUGUUGCAGUUCUGCUGGCUGAUGGUUUGAGCAGGAGGGCAUAUGCUAGAGCAUACAUCACCCUUCCCCAAAUGAAUGGAUAUAGCUUUUUGUAUUAAAGCUACUCUCACCAAACUACUAAGACAGGCCUGGUGUGAUGUUUUCAUUUCGUAACUUUCCUGCAGCAAAAACACAGCAUCAAAAUGGCUUUUUUUGUGUUUUUUUCUUUUUCCUUUUUUAGAAAGUGGUUCAUCAAGAAACAAAGCAAAGAGUUCACCAGAUAAAUGUUGUUAAAAGUUUAAUAUUUUUUACACUGUACAUAACACAUACAGCAAUCCAAAGAAAAGUCAGUAAAGCAAAUAUAUAGCAUUUUAAAUAAACUGCUGCUUUCUCUUAAUUUAGCUCCUUUUGCAACAACAUGGAGCACAUUUAAGAAAAUCCAUACUGAGGUGGAUUUCCCAACACCUUUCCUCUUUUGCAAGAGCUUUUAAAUAAGCUUAAGGUUUGUUUCUGAGUCAUCAUAGUUCCUGUAAAUUCAUUCACUUAUUCAUUAAGAAUAAGUUGCCCCAACAGAAAGGCCUUUAGCUGACAGAC
Phalacrocorax carbo (great cormorant) is the source of this 5283-nucleotide messenger RNA. The record is from RefSeq and is a predicted model, not a curated record. Lineage: Eukaryota; Metazoa; Chordata; Aves; Suliformes; Phalacrocoracidae.